AUGAAAACCCGUGACCUCAGAAGCAGGUAGUGAAGCUAGGUGGUUCGACCACAGUAAAACACCGUCGUAAACAAGCGCAAAAUACGUUAAAAGACGAGAUUCAUCCACUUGGAGAAGAAUAAUUGUUUUGCGAUGGUGCGGGGCGUGUGGGCGGUGCUGCGGAUGGUGUCUUCCGAGGGGGCUGCUGUGUUGAAAUCAAACAAACCUCGCGCUGGUGGAAGUGCUGCACUACGGCUGCGGUUUACCUACGAGCCUCUGACUUCCGGCUGCAGAGCUAUAUCGAGCAAGGCGGGAGCCCUGCGGUCUGCAGUCAGAAUGCCCGAGAUAACGGACCACCUGGACGAGAAGCAGGUCCGGCUGUUGUCGGAGAUGUGCAUCGUCAUCGAUGAGAACGACAGCAAGAUUGGUGCGGACAGCAAGAAAAACUGCCACUUAAACUCAAACAUCGAUAAAGGUCUAUUACACAGAGCGUUCAGCGUGUUCAUAUUCAACAGCGAAGAGAAGCUGCUCUUGCAACAGAGGUCGGAUGCCAAGAUCACAUUUCCAGGCUGUUUCACCAACACAUGCUGCAGUCACCCUCUACACACGGACAGCGAGCUGGAGGAGAAGGAAGCCAUCGGAGUGAGGAGAGCUGCUCAGAGGAGGCUCCAAGCUGAGCUGGGUAUCCCCAUGGAGCAGGUGAAACCAGAGGAAAUGACGUACCUGACCAGGAUCCACUACAAGGCCCAGUCGGACGGUGUGUGGGGGGAACAUGAGAUUGACUACAUCCUCUUCAUGCAGAAGAAUGUGGAGUUGAACCCGGACCCCAAUGAGAUUAAAACCCACUGCUACGUGAGCAAGGAGGAGAUGAAGGAGCUGUUAGAGAAGGCCAAGCGCAAAGAAGUGGAGAUCACGCCCUGGUUCAGCCUCAUUGCAGACACUUUCCUCUUCAAGUGGUGGGACGAUCUGCAGAACCUUAAGAAGUACAUGGACCACGACAACAUCCACCGCAUGUAGCCGAAACAGGCUGUCUGUCAUUUCAGACUUGUGGUAGACGCACCUGCUUGACAUGCACGCACCUCUCUGAAAGUAGCCUGCGAUCUACUUUCCCCCAGGAAGUAGUACGUGUUGAUGUGGUAUUGUAGCUCUUUGAGUUGCAUUCAUCUAUACAAGCUGAUGCAAGUAAGGCAAGUCUUAGUCUCUAAGUGUUUAGUUCACAAAUGGAGCAUGGAAUCAAUUCUGGUAAGAUGGAUUUAUAGAGUGAACUGUGAACAUUCACAUGUUAGUAGGAUGCUAAGCGCGAUCUUGCUAUGGACAGCAAAAUUAAGAGAAGAGGCUAUUUUUAUAUUAAAACUUCAAAGCAGGGCAUUAGACAACUAAUAUCACUUGUGUAUUGUUUACAAUUAUAUUAGUGAACAAGCUAUGUCUUCGCUCUUUUACACAAUAAAAUAAUUUGUUUGCAGUCA
Messenger RNA from Gasterosteus aculeatus aculeatus (three-spined stickleback), 1445 nucleotides. RefSeq names its product isopentenyl-diphosphate delta isomerase 1 (gene idi1). Gene Ontology annotation, biological process: isoprenoid biosynthetic process; isopentenyl diphosphate biosynthetic process. The record is from RefSeq and is a predicted model, not a curated record. Gene Ontology annotation, cellular component: cytoplasm. Gene Ontology annotation, molecular function: isopentenyl-diphosphate delta-isomerase activity. NCBI's taxonomy places the organism in Eukaryota, Metazoa, Chordata, Actinopteri, Perciformes, Gasterosteidae.